Molecule: messenger RNA, 3452 nt
Organism: Odocoileus virginianus texanus
Lineage: Eukaryota; Metazoa; Chordata; Mammalia; Artiodactyla; Cervidae
Gene: PFKFB2
Product: 6-phosphofructo-2-kinase/fructose-2,6-biphosphatase 2
Biological process (GO): fructose metabolic process; fructose 2,6-bisphosphate metabolic process
Cellular component (GO): cytosol
Molecular function (GO): fructose-2,6-bisphosphate 2-phosphatase activity; ATP binding; 6-phosphofructo-2-kinase activity
Source: RefSeq, a predicted model, not a curated record
GGGCCGGGCACGUGACUCGCCGGCUGCUGCUGCCCCGGACCCCGGCCCCAGAGUCCGCUCACGCCUGUUAACCUCAACGGGCAUCUCCUGAAGAGUUGCCAUGUCUGGGAAUCCUGCCUCUUCCUCAGAACAGAACAACAAUAGCUAUGAAACCAAAGCAAGUCUCCGAAUGUCAGAGAAGAAAUGUUCAUGGGCAUCUUACAUGACAAACUCUCCAACCCUCAUCGUUAUGAUUGGCUUACCAGCCCGUGGCAAAACCUACGUGUCCAAGAAGCUUACACGCUACCUCAACUGGAUUGGUGUGCCCACCAAAGUGUUUAAUCUUGGGGUGUAUCGGCGGCAAGCAGUCAAGUCCUAUAAGUCCUAUGACUUCUUCAGGCAUGACAACGAGGAGGCCAUGAAGAUUCGCAAACAGUGUGCCCUGGUGGCGCUGGAAGACGUGAAGGCAUACCUCACGGAGGAGAGCGGGCAGAUUGCAGUGUUUGAUGCCACCAAUACCACUCGGGAGAGGAGGGACUUGAUUUUGAACUUUGCCGAGGAGAAUUCCUUCAAGGUGUUCUUUGUGGAGUCCGUCUGCGAUGAUCCUGACGUCAUUGCUGCCAACAUCCUGGAGGUGAAGGUGUCGAGUCCUGACUACCCUGAAAGGAACAGGGAGAAUGUGAUGGAUGACUUCCUGAAGAGGAUUGAGUGCUACAAAGUCACCUAUCAGCCCCUCGACCCAGACAGCCAUGACAAGGAUCUUUCUUUCAUCAAGGUGAUAAAUGUGGGCCAGCGAUUUCUUGUGAACAAAGUCCAGGACUACAUCCAGAGCAAGAUCGUCUACUACCUCAUGAAUAUCCACGUCCACCCUCGCACCAUCUACCUCUGCCGGCACGGCGAGAGCGAGUUCAACCUCGUGGGGAAGAUUGGGGGUGACUCAGGCCUCUCGGCGCGAGGGAAACAGUUUGCCCAGGCUCUAAGGAAGUUCCUGGAGGAACAGGAGAUAGCAGACCUCAAAGUGUGGACAAGCCAGUUGAAGAGGACAAUCCAGACCGCUGAAUCUCUGGGGGUGACCUACGAGCAGUGGAAGAUUCUGAACGAGAUUGAUGCUGGCGUGUGCGAGGAGAUGACUUACGCAGAGAUUCAGGAGCAGUACCCGGACGAGUUUGCCCUUCGGGAUGAAGAGAAAUAUCUAUACCGAUAUCCUGGAGGGGAGUCGUACCAGGAUCUGGUGCAGCGGUUGGAGCCGGUCAUCAUGGAGCUGGAGCGCCAGGGCAAUGUCCUCGUCAUCUCCCACCAGGCUGUCAUGCGCUGCCUUCUGGCCUACUUCUUGGACAAGGGCGCAGAUGAGCUGCCGUACCUGAGGUGUCCUCUGCACACCAUCUUCAGACUUACUCCCGUGGCCUACGGGUGCAAAGUGGAAACAAUUAAACUCAAUGUGGAGGCUGUGAACACUCACCGUGACAAGCCAACUGCAGAGACCUCGCGGGCCGCGCACAGGCUCCCAUCUCCGGCGCCCCCUGCGUCGCCCUCCUGAUGGUGUGGAGGCUGAGGCCAGACGGCUCCCGGAGACUGGGGUCUGCUGAAGACCUGGGCGUGUCAGCUCCACUGGGGCUGGAGCAGGAAGCUCCGUGGGGCGUGGACAUUCGGGGCCGCGCGAGUGAGCCUGGAAAAGGUGCCCCGCAUUUCUUCCCUCAUGCCUAAUGGAAACGUCAGUCACCCUGAAAGGCUCGGCUUCCCUGUGCCUGCAAACAUUUCACAGCCUGAGCUGAUGUGUUUUGAUCAUCUCUCUGCUGGGUUUGGCCCAUGUUGGCCAGUCCUGUUCUGUUUCAGCAAUUUAACAUCUGACCAGUGACUGUCCCCGUGGCUGGAUAUUCUUUGCCUAAUGUACAGAUGCAGUGCUUCAGAUUUAGUUGUUUCCACGAGAGAGGGCUGACCCGCACACCUUUUCUGUGCUGUAAGAGCUGGGCUCUGCAUCCAUUCCAGGUGCACAGGCUAGAGUGUAAUAGGUCGCUUAUUCCGUCACAUCGGAAGCAAGAGGCAAAUUCACCAGGCGGAUGGAGGGUAUCUGAGAAAUCUAGUCCCCGAAAGGUCUCUUCUGUGGCGAUGGAAGAGCAGCAUCAGGAGCCACCUUUUCAUCUAGAGAAAUUGUUCUCGUUCCAGGCCCCUUGAGGGCAGGAUCUGACUGCAAGACUCCCUGAAGUGGGUGCCCUUCUGAGUUCUGUUCUGGAGCAGCUGUGCUCUCUACCGAUAACUGAUAACUGUGUGCCUCUCAAAGUUUAAGAGGGCUGAUGUCAUCUCUUUGGUGGUUGGGAAUGCGGGAUGGAGAGAAAAGUAGGGUGCCAUUUGGAUCACCUGAAGUAAAUGAAGUUUCCUUGGGCAUCACCUCUCCCAGGGAGUUGCUUCGGUGUCGAGACAGGUGCAGGGAGACCUGCCCUUUAGUGAGGUCUGCUGCCGUGAUACAGUAGCUAAGAAAGCUGUGGCUGUGACUUCAAGAGCAUCUGGCCUUCUAAUCCCUUCCUCUUGGCUAGUUGUCACCAUUGUAGUCUGCUGGUCUCUCAUGUAGAACCUUGGUUGCCCAAUUCCCCACCUCAGUGCAUUAAUCGUGUGGAUUCCCUUGAAGAUCAACCAAGUAAUUAUUCCCUAGAUCAGUGAUUGUCAGAUGUACAAAUAUGUCUCUGUAGAUGAGAUUUUAAUCUGCCGCUGUUCCUGAAAGAGGAUAUGGAAGUUCCCAAAGGAUACUAUAUCAUACAAGCAAAAUUUUUUUUUUUUUUGUAAGAAUAGUAGGUUUCUAGCUUUUAAAACUUUUCCCCCCUUUUCAUUCAGAUGGCCCACUUGCUGUGCAAGAGGGUGAGUAGCAAGAAAAGUAAUGCAAUACAGCUUUUCCCAAAUGGUUCUUUAAUACUGUGGAUGAUACAGGGCUCUGUUAUCUUAAGAUGUGAUGCGCUGGGCUGCUGGCAGUUCAGCAACCAGCAACUAGGACCUUAUUUUAAUGCACAAGGCUGCCUUCAGAAAGGUCUCCAGACUCUGCUCUGUAGCAGGUAAUUUUUAUCUGUCUGCUCAUAGCAUGUUGUACUGUAAUGAUUUUGUUCUGUGAUGCAGAUUUCUUUCUGCAUCUAAAUAUAUUGUCUUUUGAUGAUCUGAUAAUGUUAUUUAGUUAUUUAUUCAUCCACAUAAGGUAUUUUAAAUCCCUAUAUUAAUGUCUGCUUGUAUGUACCAUUAUUGUGUUCAGUUUUUUUUUUUUUUGGUAGAAAUUUAGGUAGUUUUGAGUAUUUAAGUUUAAUGUCCAUAGUAUUACCUUAAAUUAAAAUUUCAGAAUGUAGUGUCUGUCUUCUGGUAAAGGAUAAUAAAUAUGUUAAGGCACAGUGGGUUUCUUUUGAAUACUUUUUUUUCAUUGAUUUUUAUUAUAAGUAUAAACCAAGAGAUGCAUUUCUCUGGAGAAAAGCUUAUCUCCUGGAUAAAUAAAAUCAUGC